GCCCGAUCGUUCCGUCUUAGCUGCAUGAACGAUUGAGUUUGCCAUUUGACCAGCAUAUAUAUUAUCAACACCAUUGCCAGUUAUUUUUCAUCUAUACCCAAUCGACUUACACCCGCCCACUCACAACGCUCAUACUCACUCACCCGCUCACUCAUACCCACAUCGACACACCAAAGCACCUAUACAACAGCCGCUGCAAUCAUGCCUAUCUUCAGUGGCCUUGGCCAGCGACGAGGGUCCAAACCCCGAGAACUGCACAUCCGAAAAAUCUCAUUUUCUGGCUGCUCGCUUUCUUCAGCUUCCGACCGAUCAUUCUCUUCAGACUCAUCAACAUCCACUAUCCGCGCGCAUUCGCCUCGCCUGGCGACCAGCACCGGCACUACUUCCAGCUUUGAUGGACUCUCCAUUCACUCUACUUUCCAACCUCCCAAGAGGCUGCACGACCGGCCAUUUAUCCUGUCUGAUCGGCAACACUUUGAGUCAGCGCCCACAUUUUACGACAGCGAAGAUGCCGAGAGCAGCGACCUUGAAGCCUCUGAGAGAGACUUUGAUGGUGAGGAUGAGGACCAGACACAGUUCACCAUGGAGCUACCUCAUGCAAGCCCUGUGAGCAGCCAUGACUAUGAGGCUGCAGAUGAGCCACAGGAUUACUUCUUCAUGCACAUCACAAGCAGACCGAAGCCAGCAAACCAGUCUCGCUGGUCUGAUUCUACCAUUGCAUCAACCAUCGCCUCACUGGAUGACCUCACUCCCGUGUCAAGCAUGUCCGAGCCUACUUCAGCGGCUAUUGCCGAUGCCGAAGAGGCUGAAGCUGCUGGCGCAUCUACCCCUAGCACCCUGGCCUCAUCCGCUUCCGUCCCCAAGAGGCCAACAUAUAAGCCUGUCGACAGCUUUGAGGACUACAUCAGGCGUGGGGGCUGGAAGCGAAGAGGUAUCGUCUUCAAUAGCGAAGACAUGGACUCUUUCGAAGCCCGAUGAUGCAUCGGCAUGAAAGCGCUCUACAACAUUACAACCACCAUCCCCUAUCAGUAUUUAUUUUCAGUUCGUGGCAUAUAUUUUUAUCAUUACAAGCGUUUUAACUCGAAAAUUCAGCGUCUGCACUUAAGCAUCCUAUGCACACAAAGACCUCGG
Messenger RNA from Trichoderma asperellum CBS 433.97, 1131 nucleotides. RefSeq lists its product as uncharacterized. Lineage: Eukaryota; Fungi; Ascomycota; Sordariomycetes; Hypocreales; Hypocreaceae. The record is from RefSeq and is a predicted model, not a curated record.